GGAUGUGGUAGUCUUAUCAUGUGCCUGAGCUAAAAGUUAUGAAUCAUAUAACGAUAGCAUGACUUUUUACAUAGCGCCCUAGUUUGUCUUUCUAAUUGCGUCUUGGAUAGCUUUACGCAAAAGACGGCGACAGCCACGACCAAAGCCAACAUCUGGUUGAAGGUUUGAUGUGUGAAGUUCAAUGAGCUACAGGGGAACUUGUGCACUGCAAAGGAGAAAUGGCACUUUCUUCCACCUCCUCCAGUUCUCUGGCAGAAUCCAGCGCAAUGCCUUCUCCAUCAACAGAGCCUUGUGCUCUCAGAAAAGCCCACCGGAUAAACCUGGAGCUGCUCAGAAGAAAACAUCGGCUGCCUACAAUGACAUGACCGAGCUGGGGAAACAGUGGGGACAGGAUGCUGUGAAAACUGUGAUGGCUACUGUCACUCACUGGUGGGGAAAAUAUGAAGAGUUUGUUGGUCUUAAUGAGGUUCGAAACGCUCAGUCCAAGGUUACAGAGGCUGAGAAGGCUUUCAUGGUGGCCAGGGGAAUGGUUCGUGAGGCUCAUGUGGGUUUGGAGGCCCUCCAGAUCAGACUUAAGGAGGUUAGAGAUCGCCUGGACCGAGUGUCACGAGAGGAAGCACAUUAUCUUGAAUUAGCAACACUGGAACACAAAUUGCUUCAGGAAGAACGUCGCCUCAAAACAACUUAUGAACAUGCAGAGGAAGGAGAGCGGGAAAAAUUUGCCCUUUUCUCUGCUGGUGUGCGCGAGAGUCAUGAGAAGGAGCGGGCGCGUGCCGAACGCACCAAGAACUGGUCCAUCAUUGGCUCUGUACUAGGCGCCAUUAUUGGUGUUAUGGGUUCCACUUACAUCAACAGGGUACGUCUGCAGGAGUUGAAAAGCUUGCUCCUGGAGGCUCAGAAAGGACCAGCAAGCUUACAGGAAGCUAUUAAAGUUCAAGCCGUUUCUCACAAGAGCCAGCAAGAGGAACUCCGAGGCCUCAUAGACACACUUAAGUUAACAAUUACUAAUAGAACAGAUGAAAAACCUAUAUCUGUUCCCAUAGCAGCCCGAUCUGCAACACCGCCAUCGAAACCCAGCGUGUCAGAAGAAGUCAUUAAUGAGAUACUUCUGCACAGUCAGGGAGCUCAUUCACUCGUCGAAGACCUUAAACCACAGUUUGAGCAAAUUAGACAGAAUUUAGGGAAGAUGGCGAGCGAGCUUCAGGUUGUGAAGAAAUCUAUCUCAAUACGAGCUGCAGAAAAGCCGUUAAUUCAGACAAAAGAUAAGCCGAUUUUAGUGUGCGAAACAGAGAGCGUCAUCCAAGUCCUGGAUCAGACCGAGAAAAGAUUAGAAUCUCAGAUUAACAAGUCAACCUUGUACAGCACUAUUUUGACUUACACAGCAUUUGCCUUAACUAUGCCAGUGCUGUAUAUUAUUUUUAAAGGUACCACAUGAAAUCAUCUAGUCUGUAGCAUGUACUUAAGGGACCAUCGUUUGAAAAUGAUUUCCGAUUUUGCCGAGUACUGUAUUAAAAGAGAACCAUGUAAAAUCAUAAAACCAUGCACUGAUAAGUAUAGAAUUAAAAAGGUGAACCCGAAA
This is a messenger RNA of Silurus meridionalis, 1579 nucleotides long. RefSeq names its product coiled-coil domain containing 51 (gene ccdc51). Bases 182 to 1435 code for a protein of 417 amino acids. NCBI's taxonomy places the organism in Eukaryota, Metazoa, Chordata, Actinopteri, Siluriformes, Siluridae. The transcript is spliced from 4 exons. The record is from RefSeq and is a predicted model, not a curated record.